ACAUUCUGCUGUCGGAGUUCAACACAGGGCUGACGCUGAUUAUGAUUAAGUUAAAAUAGGAUGUGUUUAAUUUCUUUUGGUGUGCUGCAGCAAACUAAAUGUAUCACUUCCUACUUGAGAACAAAAAGACAUGUACACACUCUGUGACGCCAUAGGCAAAGGCAGCUUUAUGCAGCUAUUAUCAUAUUUAAAUGUAAUGUUCUUCUGUCUUAUGAGCAUUACAACACGCUGUGUUCCAAGCAGUCUGGUUGUUUGAGCUUUGUGUAAAAGGGAAGGAAACACACGCUGAAAACUCAGAAGCAGAAGUUAAAACUUCAGAUCCAAUUGAUUUAUGAAAUGCGUCUUCUUUUUCUCUCCAUUUCCUGAUUUCUUCAAUUGCUUCAUACGUUUGAAGCUUUCUGUAAAAAUCUUUUCUCAUAAGCAGAGUGUCAGAGUCAGUGAGGACAUGAGGAUGGGACUCACUUUAGUUUGUGUGCCGGGGCUUUUCUUGAUGAAUAUUCUCCUCUACUGUGGACACGCUCAAGAUAUUUGGCUGUCCACUGAUCCAAACAGGUCCACUUUCUUUACUGGAGAGUCUGUUACCUUCACAUGUGACGUGAGGACAGGAGAAGAGACUGACUGGUUGUACUCAUUCAGGAGGAAUGGCGUUAAUUUUCUCGACUAUCGCACAGACAAGAUAAUUAGAUCACCACCUGUAACUCCAGGCUUCACUGGGGAAUAUCAGUGUUAUGCAAAUCACAAGAGAUCACCAGCUGUUUUCAUAGAAAGUAAUAAAGUGUCUCUAACUGCAACAGAUAAACCCAAGCCGGUCCUCACUGUGUCUCCAUUGUGGCCGAGUCCUGGAGACUCAGUGACUCUGACCUGCAGGGUUGAACAUCCAUCUGCAGGAUGGAGGUUCUUCUGGUACCAGGCUGUUCCCAAACUACCAUACUCCUACAGCUAUGAGCUGCUACCUGGUAGCUCCACUGGGACUGAAGAGGACUCCUUCAUUGUUCAUGGACAGACGCACACAGCAGGAUAUGUGUGCAGAGCUGGAAGAGGAGAUCCAGUGUUCUACUCUUCGUAUAGUGAACCUCAGUUCAUCUGGUCUGGAGAUUUCCAUCCAGCAGCGUCUCUCACAGUGAGACCUCCCAGAAUGCAGUUCUUCAGCAAAGAGUCACUGUCACUGAGCUGUGAGGGAAACUCUACUGAGUGGAGAGUGAGAAGGUUUAUUAAAUACCUGACAUACUGUUCUUCCUGGGGAACCAUGACUGGAUCUACAUGCAGCAUCAACUCUAUUGGGAUUAGUGGAGUGUACUGGUGUGAGUCUGAAACAGGACAGUUCAGUAAUGCAGCCAACAUCACUGUACAGAGCGGUGAUGUCAUCCUGGUGAGCUCUGUCCGUCCUGUGACUGAGGGACAUUCUGUCACUCUCAGCUGCAGGUUGAGGACAGAAAAGGUUCUUUAUAACGUGGAUUUCUAUAAAAAUGAAAAACUCAUCUCAAAUGAUGCCAGCGGGGAGCUGUUUAUCUCUGAAGUUACAAAGUCAGAUGAAGGUUUUUAUAAAUGUGAAGGAAGAGAUUCACCACAAGGUUUCAGGAGUUUGACGUCACCAAAGAGUUGGUUGUCAGUUAAAUCUGCAACAACAAGCUCUCCAGUUCCCGUGCUGUUGGUUGUUGGUCUGGUUUGUGGAGUUUCACUGAUUAUUCUGCUGCUGCUGGUUCUGUAUUGCUACAGAAAGUCAAAAGAUUCACGCCUCGUGAGGUCUCAGAGCACCAAUCAGAGCCCAGCUACAGACCACGUGACCAACCAGGUUGAAACUCAAAACAAUGCAUAUGCCUCUCUUAUCCAUGGGAAGAAUAAUGAAGCAGAAGAGAGCGCCGUUUACUCGGACGUGAAGAUGUCUUCAGCUGCAGACGACAAUGUGAUGUACGCCCAGGUUUACCCUCACAAUAAAGACAAGAGAGAUGAACGGAGAUCAAGAUCUGCAGAAGCGGAUGAAACUGUUUAUUCUGAAAUCAAACCAGGAACAUCUCGUGGUAAUAAUGCAGUGAUAAUUAAACAAUUUGUUUUACAUAUAGUCAAUAGUCCAGUAGAGUAACAUUUCUUGAAGCACCUUUAAGCACAUUUUAAAUAACGUUACUCUCUAUAUUCUUUUGUUCUCUUCCAGAUCAAUAAAGACAUGAAAAACAAAAUCUGUUUAAUCAAUAUUUGCAGCUUUUUAAAAAAUGUAAUCCUUGCGGGCAGCUUUGCUAUCUGACGAGUCUUUUGUACAGUUAAUCUAUUAGAAGAUGAUUUAAAAGAAAUCAUCACAUGUUUUUAAUCUUCUGUAUUUUUAAAAUGUUGGUUCUUUUAAAUGUGUCAAUAAACUUUUGUUUCCAAUA
Messenger RNA from Cyclopterus lumpus (lumpfish), 2363 nucleotides. RefSeq lists its product as uncharacterized. Gene Ontology annotation, molecular function: transmembrane signaling receptor activity. NCBI's taxonomy places the organism in Eukaryota, Metazoa, Chordata, Actinopteri, Perciformes, Cyclopteridae. The coding region runs from base 332 to 2080 and encodes 582 amino acids. Gene Ontology annotation, biological process: cell surface receptor signaling pathway. The transcript has 12 exons. The record is from RefSeq and is a predicted model, not a curated record.